Molecule: messenger RNA, 1642 nt
Organism: Xiphophorus couchianus (Monterrey platyfish)
Lineage: Eukaryota; Metazoa; Chordata; Actinopteri; Cyprinodontiformes; Poeciliidae
Product: tripartite motif-containing protein 16-like
Exons: 2
Coding region: 45-1523 (492 amino acids)
Molecular function (GO): zinc ion binding
Source: RefSeq, a predicted model, not a curated record
AAGCUGAUUCGAAACUCACACAGUCACUGAGACUGAGAGCAGAAAUGGAGCAGAAUCAGCUGGACAGAGAAAGUUUCUCCUGUCCGAUCUGUCUGGAUCUACUGAACGAUCCGGUGACGAUUCCCUGUGGACACAGCUACUGCAUGAGCUGUAUCAAAACCCACUGGGAUGAAGAGGAUCGGAGGAGAAUCCACAGCUGCCCUCAGUGCAGGGAGACGUUCAUACCAAGGCCUGUUUUGAAGAAAAACACAAUGUUUGCAGCUUUAGUGGAGCAAUUACAAAAGACUGAACACCAAGCUGCUCCUGCUGAUCCCCGCUAUGCUGGACCUGAAGAUGUGGUUUGUGAUUUCUGCACUGGAAGAAAACUGAAAGCCAUCAAGUCCUGUUUAGUCUGUCUGGCCUCUUACUGUGAGAAACACCUUCAGCCUCAUUAUGAUUCAGCUGCAUUUCGGAAACACAAGCUGGUGGAGCCGUCCAACAACCUCCAGGAGAAAAUCUGCUCUAAGCACGAUAAGUUGUUGGAGAUCUUCUGCCGCACUGAUCAGAAGUGUAUCUGUUACCUCUGCACUAUGGAUGAACAUAAAGGCCAUGAGACAGUUUCCGCUGCAGCAGAAAGAGCUGAGAGGCAGAAGAAACUCCAGGAGAGACAAGGAAACAUCCAGCAGAGAAUCCAGGACAGAGAGAAAGAUGUGAAGCUGCUUCAACAGGAGGUGGAGGCCAUCAAUCACUCUGCUGAUAAAACAGUGGAGGACAGUGAGAAGAUCUUCACCCAGCUGAUCCGUCUCCUCCAGGAAAGAAGCUCUGAUGUGAAGCAGCAGAUCAGAUCCCAGCAGGAAACUGAAGUGAGUCGAGUCAAAGAUGUUCAGGAGAAGCUGGAGCAGGAGAUCACUGAGCUGAAGAGGAAAGACGCUGAGCUGGAGCAGCUCUCACACACAGAGGAUCACAACCAGUUUCUCCUCAACUACCCCUCACUGCCAGCACUCAGUGAGUCUACACACUCAUCCAGCAUCAACAUCCGUCCUCUGAGACACUUUGAGGACGUGACAGCAGCUGUGUCAGAGCUCAGAGACAAACUACAGGACGUCCUGAGAGACUCAUGGACAAACAUCUCACUGAAAAUCACUGAGGUGGAUGUUCUACUGUCAGAACCAGAACCAAAGAGCAGAGCUGGAUUCUUAAAGUAUUCAUGUGAAAUCACCCUGGAUCCAAACACAGCACACACACAGCUGGGCCUGUCAGAGGGGAACAGGAAGGUGAUGAGGAUGAAUCAACCUCAGCUUUAUUCUACUCACCCAGACAGAUUCACUAAUUAUUCUCAGGUUCUGAGCAGAGAGAGUCUGACUGGAUGUUGUUACUGGGAGGUGAAGUGGACCGGGUCGGUUUGUGUUGCUGUCGCAUACAAGAACAUCAGCAGAGCAGGAGCAUCUGGACCUCCAUCUCGGGUCCAGUUUCCUCCAGACUGGGAGUGUAUCUGGACCACAGAGCAGGUCUUCUGUCCUUCUACAGCGUCUCAGAAACCAUGACUCUGAUCCACAGAGUCCAGACCAGGUUCACUCAGCCGCUUCACGCUGGGGUUGGGAUUGGUUUAAGAAGCUCUGCAGAGUUCAGUAAACCCAACUAGCUUUCCUCUCCUCUCUGAUGC